Actinia tenebrosa (Australian red waratah sea anemone) is the source of this 573-nucleotide messenger RNA. RefSeq names its product doublesex- and mab-3-related transcription factor DM-W-like. Lineage: Eukaryota; Metazoa; Cnidaria; Anthozoa; Actiniaria; Actiniidae. The record is from RefSeq and is a predicted model, not a curated record.
AUGAAUGGAAAAGAAUCUCGUGGACAAGAAAGAAGAUGUAGAAAAUGCAAAGCACACGGGAAAACCAACUAUCUAAAAAACUAUCACAAAAAGAAAUGCGAGUACAAGGAUUGUGACUGCAAGACAUGCACUAUGGUUACUCGAACAAGAGAGAGAUCAAAGAUUAUCCUACAGAAGAAAAGGCAGAUGAUAAAAGAACAGAAGCUACAAGAACAAAGGAAUGUAGGGGAAAUGCCUGCUGACUUCCACCCAUGCCUACAUAAAGGCAUGCCAGUAGCCGUCAACCGUCAAUCACCACAGCAUCUCUUAACGAUGCAACAAACACAGUUUCAUAGCACUCAAUUUCAAUCAUAUGUUACAAACAUGACAAAGCUUGUUGCUAGGAUACUGCAACAAACGACCAGUGCAGAGGAUAUCCCUAGUAAUCUUUACGAUGUGGUGGCCAAAACUUUCAACCCUUCCUGGUCAAUGUCAUCAAAAGCAUCAGCAAUCACCAAUGGACCUAAUAUAACUACUACUUUUGGUAGUAAGUAUUAUAUGGGUACAUCUUGGCAAGGGGUACAUUAUCAGUAG